AUGGAGCAGAUUGCGAUGGACUCCGCAACGGCACCACAACCACACUCUCUCGCACACCCUUCGAAGAUGCCGCAUACAGACGACACGGAAGCAGCUCCAAGCCCCGUCGCUGCGGAGCGGAAUCAGGAGUCAGGGAGCGCAGAUACCAACUCCACCACUACCCGCGUCGACAGUCCCACCACCGCCGACAGGGUCACGGAACGAGUCACCACACCGACCCAGGAAGCACCCUCCAAACCCUUCUUCAUCACCACCACUACCAUACACGACGAGCCCGCGGAGGACAUCUGCUCCUCGCCCCAGCCAGAGACCCCUACCGGCCCCUCAACACCCACCACCCCCCAUGACUUGGCACGGGACUCCAUGGCUUCAGUUGCCCUGUCCGAAUCCAGUCUCGACUACGACCAUCUCUCUCCUGAACAGGUCGAAGACGUCCUGGCGACUCCACGGGUCACCGGCGCCCGCCGCCAUCUUCGAAGAGUGAGCAGUCUCGACAUCCUGCAGAACAAGUGGGCUCCGCCAGAGAGGCAGAGCACCCUGUUCGACACCUCAGAUGAGUCCAUGCAUGAGCCCAUGUCCGCGAUCGAACUUCAGGGAGCCCGAGACGUAUGGGCAAGAGAUAGUAAGGAGCUUCAGGCUGACGACGUCAACUUCGGGUGGAGGCCUACGAACGUAACAAGAGACACAAUAGACAUGCUAGAGCCUGGCGCGUCAAGACCAGGCAGCGUGAGUGAUGCGUCAUUACGCCGCUCCGAUGGCUCAUCGUCGGAUGAGGAGACACAGGUCAAUUGGCAAGCACUGGACAAGACUGAGGAGCAGGAGAAGGAGGACAAGGAUCUACCCAAGGGCGCUGAGGAUGAGUCUACAGCUUUCUUGCUGGCCAGGUUGGAACAGGAGAAUGCCAAAUUCGCAUCAGACCCAAAGGCAGCGUCGAGCAGGUCCAAUCCUGCAAAACGGGCGCGAGCUGGCAGCAGACCGCCCAGCAUGGCGCACCUGAAGAAGCUUGUCUCGCAACAAGAUGCUCCAUCCAUCCGAUACAGUCUUGCAUCGGACAAUGGUAUGCCAGAGGUGCCGCCCAUGACCGAGCUGGAAUACUGGGCAGCGCUCGUUCAGGAUUAUCCGAGCACUGCGGUGCGUUUGCCCACUUUGACCACGACGAAGAUCCGAUCCGGUAUUCCUCCUCCUCUCCGCGGUGUCGUGUGGGCGUCAAUGGCAGGUGCGCGAGACAGGGACUUGGAAGAGGCGUACGAUAAGCUGGUACAUGAGAAGAGUCCAUACGAGGGCAUUAUCAACAAAGACGUUGGUCGUUCCUUCCCGGGUGUUGAACUCUUCAGGGAGGCGGAUGGCGAAGGUCAGAGAAUGCUCGGAAGAGUGCUCAAAUGCUUUUCUUUGCAUGAUAAGGACAUCGGAUAUUGCCAAGGACUAGGCUUCUUGGUCGGUCCACUCCUCAUGAACAUGGGUGAGCGGGAGGCCUUCUGCGUGCUGGCUCGGUGAGUAAACGUUUUCUUUUCCUUCAGAGCAUCUAUAUUCGCUAACAUGCUCGAAGCCUCAUGGACCAUUACUCACUUCGUCCAUCCUUCCUACCUUCGCUAUCUGGCCUACACAUGCGGAUCUACCAGUUCUCUUCGCUGCUCAAGCAGCACCACAGCAAGCUCCAUGGCCAUCUGACCGUCCUUGGCAUUGAGCCGGCUUACCUCUCUCAAUGGUUCUUAUCCUGCUUCGCAGUCACUUGUCCCCUCGAGAUGCUGUUCCGCAUAUACGACGUGAUCUUCGCUGAAGGCGCGAACGAGACUGUUAUGCGAGUAGCGCUUGCCUUGAUGCGAAGACAUGAAGAGACAAUGCUCGCAACUACGGAAUUCGAGGAUGUUAUGCAGCUACUCCUAGGACGGUCGAUGUUCGACUGCUAUGGUGGAGAUGCAGACAUGCUUGUGGACGAUUUCACAUCUUUGGGCGACAGUGUGACGCACGCGCGUCUCGCAGAGCUUGAGCGCGAGUUCGAAAGCCAGUCUUCGGAGAUGGUAGGGCAGAGCGCUGGCUUCCUGCCAGAUGUGCAAGCAGCAGCGUCAAGAUUCUUGGGCCGACUGUGGGCGCCCAGCUAUAGCCACACACCAAGCAAAUCGGUUGCUAGUACAACAACGGGACACACGCCCAGUCCGAGCGUCUCGACAUUGUCACCGCCGUCUACGGAGAGGGAUACGUCCAGCAGCGGAUACAGCAUAUUUGGAAGACCUUCCACUUUCUUGAGAAGAAGCCCCAGUAAACAAAGCAUCGGCAUCGUCAACGACAGCAACGGCAGCGAAGAUAGCACAUCUACUACCGGAUCCGGCGCGCAUAGUUCUGUGUCUACAGCGAUAACGGAACCUGAUACACCCACUGUCGAUUCCAAGGGCAUGGUUCGGGAGAGCUUUGCUGACAGCGCGAGCAUGAAAUCAAAGGCUGACUCAAUGCUACCCAGCAGCCAUAGCAUGCAUGGCAAAGAAACGCAAGGACUACAUGCACAAAUUGAAGACCUCUUGACGGCCAUGACAGAGAUGCAGAGAGAACAUGCCCAAUUGUCCGCGAUGCUGCAGCGGGAGAGAGAGGAGCGGGGUGAAGAUCAACGCGUGAUGAGACAAUUCGUUGGCAAGUUGCGGAAGGAUGAGAAAGAAGGUCGAAGAAAGACGAUGCCUGCACCACCACAAGCGAAGCUUGAAGUACCGACGAAGAGUCGUCCACUGAGUGUCGGCAAUCGAAGCGAGAUCCCUCUCGACGGGCAAAAAGAAGAGCCUAAGGACGAGAUGGAAAUUCUUAUCGACAAGGCACAGGAACGUCUCUCGAAGAGCUCCAGAUUAUCCGCAAAUCAAGAGACCAAAGCACAGCUUCGGAGCACACUUGCUCGAACGCGGGAGCAACUAGCCGCUGCAGAAGCCCAUUCAAAAGACUUGACAUCGCAAUUGGAGUCUGCCGAAAGCGCUCUGAACGCUUUCCAAGCGGAGAGCGAAGACCUGCGAUCCGAGGUCAAAGAGCUCAGGGUGAGAGUGGCAGACGACUUCAAGGUACGACAGAAGCUGGAGCACCAACUAAGCGAGUUAAAAGCCCAGGCACGAUCAGUCGAGCGAAAGGAGAGGCUACAGCGGGCCGAGAGUCUGCAGGAGGUUCCUACUUUGGGUCGAAAGGACUCGAGCCCAGAAAGCAGAGCGAGACAGGGCAGCGUUUCCUCACUGCCUGCUGGAUCCGUUGUCAAUGCAGGUGGCCUUCGUGAACUCAAGCUUGGAAGACGAGACUCAUCUUCGUCGGUCCAGAGCCUAAUAAGGCCGAACUCGCGGAACAUUACUCCAAUACAGACUGAAGUGGUAGCAUCGUCUUUGCGACCUCAAGACACCGCCUCGUCCGGUAACGCUUCCCCGGUUGGUGGCUCGCCCGAUAUUGUCGUCGAAACAGCACCUUCGCCAGUUGCACCUUCUCCGGGCUUAGAAAAGGCGGACAGCUUGGCACCUUUCCAGCGCACUGGCUUCGCCAGGAGAACGACAAGCCUCGCGGCAAAGGAGGUAUUUGCCACUCCCGCACAUGAACCCGUGCCUGAAGAGGCAUUGUUGCUUGAGUUGGUCAACUCGAAGACUGCCGAGGCACAGGCUAAGCAAGAAGUCGACGAACUUAAGAAGGCGCUGUCGGUCAGCAAGCGGAAGCAGGAAGAAGCCGUUAACCAAAUGCGCGCAGAAAUGGGAGCGAUCAGAGCUGAAGCUCAAAAGGCUCAAGAGGCUGCUCAGGCCGCCAAGGCAGAAGCUGAAGCAGUGCGGAUGUCCCAGCUUUCGACUGUUGGCACGCCGCUCUUCAGUCUUCCACCGACUCCGUGCCUCGAGGAUCCCCAUGGAGCUGGCGACAUCGACGGCGGAACUCCCUCGUCACAGGGCACGCCGUCGGACGAGAAGCCGUCAGACAUCGUUGUGCAGAAGAACACGGAAACGUCUGCAUCUGCACCUGGACCUGCGACCUCUGUCGGUAGUUGGUUCUGGGGUCGGAGAGCACCCAGCAAGGGUAGCAAUACUCCAGAGUAG
This is a messenger RNA of Lecanosticta acicola, 4034 nucleotides long. NCBI's taxonomy places the organism in Eukaryota, Fungi, Ascomycota, Dothideomycetes, Mycosphaerellales, Mycosphaerellaceae. The record is from the annotation of a GenBank genome assembly.